Molecule: messenger RNA, 1062 nt
Organism: Hippoglossus stenolepis (Pacific halibut)
Lineage: Eukaryota; Metazoa; Chordata; Actinopteri; Pleuronectiformes; Pleuronectidae
Gene: utp11
Product: UTP11 small subunit processome component
Exons: 8
Coding region: 166-930 (254 amino acids)
Biological process (GO): rRNA processing
Cellular component (GO): nucleolus; small-subunit processome
Source: RefSeq, a predicted model, not a curated record
CUGUGAGACCCGGACAGGAAGCCACGUGUCUCAGGCACCGGGGAAGCAGCAGGUCCGAGUUGUGUCUGUGUGUUUGUGUCUUUUUAAAACACACACAAAGUCACGUUUAUCUGCUCUGACUGAAACAUUCGUCGUUGUUGAGCUCGGGGGACAUUUCUUCCAAACAUGUCUUCGUUCAGGAAGGCGCUGAAGUCCCGACAGAGGAACCACCAUGAACGAUCUCAGCCUGGUGCCAGGAAACACUUGGGACUCCUGGAGAAGAAGAAGGACUACAAGCUCCGUGCAGAUGACUACCACAAGAAAAAAAACACGAUCUCUGCUCUGCGGAAGAAAGCUCUGGAGAAGAACCCGGAUGAGUUCUACUUUAACAUGAUCAACUCAAAGCUGCAGGAUGGAGUUCACGUAGCUACAAAAGCCACGGAGGAGGUGGAGGUGACAGAGGAGCAGAAGAAAAUGAUGAAGACGCAGGACAUCAGAUAUGUGGAGAUGAAGAGGGUUGCAGAGGUUAAGAAAAUCGAGAGGAUGAAAGCAGAGCUCCACCUCCUGGACGCAGACAGCAAACAGAAAAACAAGCACACAUUUUUUGUGGAUUCCAAGAAGGAAGUGGAGUCAUUUGACCUGGCAACCCACCUCAACACUGUUCCUGGGCUGGUGGACCGAGUGUACAACCGGCCGACUCUGGAGACCCUGGAGACCAAGAGCGUCCAGGGACCUGUAAAGAAUCGCAUUGUGCAGAAGUUCGCCCGGCACAGGAAGAACCAGUAUAAGAUGCUUUCCCAGAGGAUUGACAGAGAAAAGAAACUGUUUGUCAUCAGCCAGAAGAUCCAGACACGCAAGGAUCUGCAGGAUAAGACUAAAAAAGUGAAAGUGAAAAGAGAGACGACCAAUUCUGCAGCUAUUUACAAGUUUGAGACCAAGAGGAAACGCUGAGACGGGAUUCAUCAACCUUCCUAAUGACAUUUCUCCUUUUCCUCAAUUUUUGCUGACCCUGUGUAAUCUUGUACAUAUUUAUCCAAACCUUUUUUAGUUUGUUACAAAUAAUAAAUACGAGAAGAACACGCA